This is a messenger RNA of Colletotrichum destructivum, 998 nucleotides long. RefSeq names its product Putative DNA methylase, N-6 adenine-specific, methyltransferase EEF1AKMT1/ZCCHC4. Bases 206 to 946 code for a protein of 246 amino acids. Lineage: Eukaryota; Fungi; Ascomycota; Sordariomycetes; Glomerellales; Glomerellaceae. The transcript has 7 exons. Gene Ontology annotation, molecular function: nucleic acid binding; protein-lysine N-methyltransferase activity. The record is from RefSeq and is a predicted model, not a curated record. Gene Ontology annotation, biological process: methylation.
UGAAGACGGACUGUGUUGUGUUCUUGUUAGUCAGUGCUUUACUAUGCCGUAGCUGAUUCGUUGGCAACCGUUUGAAUUUUGACGCCGCCUCAAACUGGGUCCUCUACAAGGACUCGAGUGCUUUCCAUCAUCUAGACUCUUACUUAAUUUAACAACCCAACCCUCUUCUGCACACUCGCCAUUCGGUCACGAAAGCUUCCCCAAGAUGUCGAACUCGGACAGCGACGACGAGCCCAUCACGCUCUCUUCCCACGCCCUCGCGGCGCUGGCCGAGUUCAACGCUGAGAAGGACGCCCGCCAGGCGAAAUUUGAGAGGCUCAAGGCACAGUGCGACGCCAACGCCGCCGGUGGAUUGCCGCUGUCCAUGGAGGCGUUCACCGAGGACUGGAACGAGUCUCAGUUUUGGUACUCCGAUGACACGGCGAGGUUACUGGCUGGGUACCUCCUUGAGGGCGCUGAUGAAUCCACCACCAUCGGCAUCGUGUCUGCGCCGAGCGCAUUCAUUGCUCUGCGCAACCUCAUGAAUGAACGAGACCCGAGUCUGGGACGGCCCAAGGUCGUCCUGCUGGAGCACGACACGCGCUUCAACGUCUUUCCCGAGUUCGUCUAUUACGAUUUCAAGACGCCAUUCAAACUCCCAGCCGAGCUCAAGGGUACCGUCGACCGUGUUAUAUGCGACCCGCCGUUUCUCAGCGAGGACUGCCAGACCAAAACCGCCAUGACGGUCCGAUGGUUGGGCAAGCCUGACGCCACCAACUCCAAUAACCGUGUCAUAGUCGUCACUGGCGAGAGGAUGGCAACCCUCGUGAACAAGGUGUACAGGCCCCUUGGUGUCCGCACCGUCGGCUGGGCGCCGACAUUCGCACGUGGUCUGAGCAACGAGUUCUACUGCUACGCCAACUUCGAGUGCAAGGAUUGGACCUGGCGGGAGGCGGCCACAAACUAACCGAAUGAUAUUCCCACGCAAUAGUAGACCAGAUAAUCGGAGGUGGUUCGUU